AUGGGAUCACCAGAUAAAAAAUCAAAAUAAGAAAAAAAGUCGAAGUUUACUGAGUAGGAAGACUAAAAAUCUGCUUUACAUGAUGACAACAUUAUUGUUGGAUCUAGUAAAAGAAAGGGAAUAGAUAUGAGUAAAUUUUCAGCUGAAUAAGGCGACGAUGACGGUGCUGAUCCUUCAAAGAAGAUCAGAGUUUCAAUGAAUCCUUGGACUAAUAAAGUCUAUUCUAAGAAGUAUUAUGAAAUUCUUAAGACCAGACAAUCUCUUCCUGCUUGGGAGGCUAAAGGAUAGCUCUUGAAGCUCCUUGAUGAAAAUUAAGUUAUUGUUUUAUAGGGUGAGACAGGUUCUGGUAAAACUACACAAAUCCCUCAAUUCUUGUUGGAAUCAAAGCAUGUCAAAGGCAAAAAAGGUAUCUGUUGUACUCAACCCAGAAGAGUUGCUGCUAUGUCUGUAGCAAAGAGAGUUGCAGAUGAAAUGGAUGUUCAAUUAGGUGAUGAAGUUGGUUAUUCAAUUCGUUUUGAAGAUAAAACAUCAAAUAAAACUAUGUUAAAAUAUCUAACUGAUGGUAUGUUGCUCAGAGAAGCCAUCCAUGAUCCUCUUUUAGAAAAAUACAGCAUAAUUAUGCUCGAUGAAGCUCACGAAAGAACAUUGAAUACUGAUAUAUUAUUUGGUCUACUUAAAGAAAUUCUUGAAAACAGAAAGGAUCUCAAGAUUGUUGUUAUGAGUGCUACAAUGGAUGCUGAAAAGUUUUAAGGUUACUUUAAGGAUGCCCCAUUACUUGAAAUUCCAGGUCGUUUAUAUCCUGUCGAAAUCUUUUACACACAUGAACCAGAAAAAGACUAUGUUGAAGCUGCUAUUAGAACUGCAGUAUAGAUUCAUAUGUAUGAAGACGAAGGAGAUAUGUUAGUUUUCUUAACAGGUGAAGAGGAAAUUGAAAAUGCAUGCAAGCAAAUUAAGCAAGAAAUUUAAAAAUAAGGUGAUACUUGUGGACCUGUUAAUGUUAUUCCUCUUUACAGUUCAUUGCCACCCGCUAUGCAAUAAAAAAUCUUCGAUCCUGCUCCAGGCCCUAAUAAAAAAGGUAUUCCUGGAAGAAAAAUCAUCGUUGCAACAAAUAUUGCUGAAACUUCUUUAACAAUUGAUGGUAUUGUUUACGUUAUCGAUCCAGGUUUUGCUAAAUAGAAAGUAUUCAAUCCUCGUAUGAGAGUUGAAUCACUUCUUGUUUCUCCAAUUUCUAAGGCUUCAGCAAAAUAAAGAGCUGGUAGAGCUGGUAGAACCCGUCCUGGUAAAUGCUUCCGUCUCUACACUGAAGCUUCUUUUAAAAAUGAAUUGAUGGAAGACACUUAUCCUGAAAUUCUUAGAUCUAAUUUGGCUUCAGUUGUUCUUACUUUAAAAAAGCUUGGUAUUAAUGAUUUGGUACACUUCGAUUUUAUGGAUCCUCCUGCUCCUGAAACUUUAAUGCGUGCAUUAGAACUUCUUAAUGAUUUAGGUGCUUUAGAUGAUGAAGGUGAACUCACUAAAAUUGGUGAAAUGAUGGCUGAAUUCCCUCUUGAACCUUAAUUAGGAAAGAUUCUUUUAAAUUCAGCAAAGUAUUAAUGUUCAGAAGAAAUGGUUAGUAUUGUAGCUUUACUUAGUGUCCCAAAUAUAUUCUCGAGACCUAAGGAAAACCAAAAAGAAGCUGAUGAUGCUAGACUAAAGUUCUGCAAUCCCGAUGGCGAUCAUCUUACCAUGCUUAAUGCAUAUAACGCUUAUAAGUAAAAGAAAGAAAAUGCUGAAUGGUGCAAAAGCAAUUAUUUAAAUAGUCGUUCUUUAAAGUCCGCAGACGAUGUUAGAGAAUAACUAAAGAAUUUGAUGGUAAAACUCGAAAUUCCUCUUGUAUCAUGUGGUACUAAUUAUGAAAAUGUUAAAAAGUGUCUUCUUAGUGGAUUUUUCAUGUAAGUUGCAAAAUUAUAGAGAAACGGUGCUUAUAUGGCAUUUAAGGAUGUUCAAACUGUUGCUAUUCACCCUUCUUCUGUUGUUGAUUAAAAGCCUGAUUGGGUUAUAUAUAAUGAAUUCGUUUUAACAAAGCGUCAUUAUAUUAGAAAUAUAACAGCUAUAAAAGGAGAAUAUUUGUUCGAAGUAAACCCUGAUUAUUUCAAUCCUGCUAGAAUAAAACAUAUUGAUACUCGUAAAGACUUAGAAAAAUUAGAAAAGGAAAUGAUAGAAAAACGUAAAAAAUAAUCUCAACAAAGUUCAAAAUGA
Tetrahymena thermophila SB210 is the source of this 2235-nucleotide messenger RNA. RefSeq names its product DEAH-box nuclear pre-mRNA splicing factor. Lineage: Eukaryota; Ciliophora; Oligohymenophorea; Hymenostomatida; Tetrahymenidae. The record is from RefSeq and is a predicted model, not a curated record. Gene Ontology annotation, cellular component: intracellular anatomical structure. The transcript has 5 exons. Gene Ontology annotation, molecular function: ATP binding; RNA binding; RNA helicase activity.